Scheffersomyces stipitis CBS 6054 is the source of this 834-nucleotide messenger RNA. RefSeq lists its product as uncharacterized. The record is from RefSeq and is a predicted model, not a curated record. The transcript is spliced from 2 exons. NCBI's taxonomy places the organism in Eukaryota, Fungi, Ascomycota, Pichiomycetes, Serinales, Debaryomycetaceae. The coding region runs from base 1 to 834 and encodes 277 amino acids. Gene Ontology annotation, molecular function: S-adenosyl-L-methionine transmembrane transporter activity. Gene Ontology annotation, cellular component: mitochondrial inner membrane. Gene Ontology annotation, biological process: transmembrane transport.
AUGGACAACCAGACGUUCGUGAUCUCGUUGAUCAGUGGAGGAUGUGCUGGUACUUCGACCGAUCUCGCGUUCUUCCCAUUAGAUACGCUCAAGACCAGAUUACAGGCAAAGGGAGGAUUUUUCCAUAACGGAGGAUGGCACGGUAUAUAUAAGGGCCUAGGCUCGUGUGUUGUAGCAUCAGCACCUUCAGCUUCGUUGUUUUUCAUCACCUAUGACUCCAUGAAGAUAUACACCAAGGAAUAUGUUCUGCCAGCCCAGAGCCAUAUGAUUUCAGCCUCUUGCGGAGAAAUGGCUGCUUGUAUGGUACGAGUUCCGGCCGAGGUUAUUAAGCAGAGAACACAAACUGGAAUUGCCGGUGUCAACGGAACCUCGAGUUCGUGGGCUAACUUCUUGUACUUGGUCCAGAACAAGUCUGGAGAAGGUGUACUUAAAGGGCUCUACAGAGGAUGGAAUACUACUAUAAUGAGGGAGAUUCCGUUCACAGUGAUUCAGUUCCCCCUUUACGAGUGGUUAAAGAUGAAGUGGGCUCUGGCCACAGGAGGCAGAGAUCUCAGUGUAGUGAAAGGAGCUAUUUGUGGUUCCAUAGCAGGUGCUGUAGCUGCAGCAGCAACAACUCCGCUAGAUGUAAUAAAGACGAGGAUCAUGUUGAACAAGGAGAGAGUAAGCAUUGGACAAUUGGUGCGAACCAUGGUGGCAGAGGAGGGGUAUCUGACAUUUUUGAAGGGUAUAGGCCCUAGAACAGCCUGGAUCAGCGCUGGUGGAGCCAUCUUCUUGGGCUGCUACGAGCUUGUUCAUACAAACUUGACGUCAUACCAAAGGAGAAAGUUGGCGUAG